This is a messenger RNA of Pecten maximus, 4122 nucleotides long. Its product is annotated as ubiquitin carboxyl-terminal hydrolase 35-like. NCBI's taxonomy places the organism in Eukaryota, Metazoa, Mollusca, Bivalvia, Pectinida, Pectinidae. The record is from RefSeq and is a predicted model, not a curated record. Gene Ontology annotation, cellular component: cytosol; nucleus. Gene Ontology annotation, biological process: protein deubiquitination. The transcript has 12 exons. Gene Ontology annotation, molecular function: cysteine-type endopeptidase activity; cysteine-type deubiquitinase activity. Bases 141 to 1166 code for a protein of 341 amino acids.
UGUAUCCUGGACAAAAUAAGCUCUUCGUCAGUAUUACAGUUAUUCUGUAUUAACAGUUACUGAAUUCCACCUGUGACAGGUACAGCGUGGUUUUACAUGUGACGACUGAAACAAGGGUGACUUGGUAUACACACGUGUAUAUGUCAUUGAUGAUGGCGGAUUUAUUCAAGAAUGCGUUUAAAGGGAAUAGGAAACACAAGAACAAUACAUGUAUUCCACAGGGCAUACCGAACGUUGGAAAUACGUGUUAUAUCAACUCCGUAAUCCAGGUUUUAAAGUGGACUCCUGGUUUCCAGUCGAGACUUGACACAUGCCAAAAAGAGAGCCAGUUAGCCCUGGAUGUAGAAAAAAUAAUGAACGUUACUGAUAAAAGAAAACUGCGGUCUAUAUUAAAAUCUCUUGGGACAUCAAUCGGUCGGAAUACGCUUACGUCCGGGAACCAAGAGGACUGUUUUGAAUUGUAUAAUGCACUCACAGAAAAUCUCCACUCAAGCGACGACAAAUGUCCGGCGAAGCUGUUUGAGGGCAGUUUCCUGAUGACUUUCUCCUACGAAUCAUGCGGACAUAUUGAAAGACAACUACAAACAUUUACAAGUUUGUCAUUGCCCAUUAUGGAUACGAGGGAGGCAGAGAAAGGGAAUGAUGACUACGGAAUGAAAAAAAUGGAUUUCGCGGAAGAAAAGCAAGAGGUGAUAGAGAAAGGCGAGGAAGAAAAAAUUAAAGAAAGGAAAGGGAAAAUAGAAGACGAAGGAAAAGUGCAUGAAUUAGUCAAGGGAGUAGUGGGUAAGGAAGGAGGGGGAAAAGUAAAGAAUUUGACAGUGUUUAAGGAGGAGAAUGCAGAAAAUGAAAAAAUGGUAAUAAAGAAAGGGAAAGUAGAUCAGGAGAAAGGAAAUGUAGGGAAGGAGAAAACAGAAUUGGUGAAAGUUACGAAAGUGAAAGUAGAUAAUGGGGAAGACGCCAAUAAAGAUGUAGAGCGGGGACGAGAAAAAUGCGGACAAACUAAAGAAGGAAAAGGUAGAGAAAGUGGAGGAAGACAUUCGGAAAAAUAUGAAAGGUGUCGCAGAAAAGGAGAAAGACGAAGAAAAAAGAAAGGAAAUAAAAGAAGAAAAGGAGGUGACAGAUGCGAGGAAGGUGAAACAAUCGUUUGUAGACAAAGAGGAGAAUAAGGAUACUCGGGAAGAGAAUAGAUUGGAAGAAGGGCUGAAGAUGAACGAAUAUGAGGAAGUAAAAAAAGAAGAUAAGAAGGAAAAGAGAAGUGGUGAUGGUAGUGAAGAAUCAGAUAACGUAAAGAUAAUGGAGGUAGUGAAGGAGGAGGAAAUGAAACAGAUGAGGAGAAAGACGUCGUAAGAGGUAAUAACGACGAAGAAGUGAACGAAGUUGAAAAAGAAGCGUCGAAGGAAACAAAGACAAAGACAGUAAGCAAAGAGAAGAUAAAUGAAAUGAAGGGACGCGAGAAUGAUACAAAAGAAGACAACAAAAGAAAAGAAGAAAAUAAGGACGAACAUUUGAAUACUUUUCUCAAACUACUGACAAUGCCAAUGGUACAAAAGGCAGCAACCAGCGAGAACGGCAUUGAGAAUGGGCUUGAAAGGUUAAUUGCUAACGAAUGGUACAAAGAGCAAACACUUCAAUGUAGGAUGUGCAAUCAGAUGACUGACUUAGGAUUGGAAGACAAUAUCAACGGAGAAACUACGAAACGGAUCAUAAUAGCUGACCCGCCUCCUGUAUUAGUACUGCAGCUAAACAGAGUUCGACAGGUUACUACAAGGAAUAAUAUGGUUAAACUAGAGAAGAUUUCGGACCUUGUCAGCUACCCUGAGACGCUAGACAUAUCCCCUUAUUCGUCCAAGUUUUGUACUGGAAAGAUCAAUGUUCAUUACCAGUUGUAUGCUGUGAUAGUACACAUAGGCACAUUGGGAAAGGGUCACUACAUAUCAUACAUUAAGGUGCCAGUCGACGGAAGUCUGCCAUCAGACAGAUUAUGUUCAAGUACGCAUAGACCGGAUGUAGAACGAUUGCUAGAUCAGUGCGAAAAAGAUCGUGAUCUUCAAACUAGUUAUAUCAAGAUGUCUCAAGAACAGAACAUUUUUCUUCCAAAUGAACCAGCCUCGUCAUCAACAUCAGACAAGUGGUUUAAAUUCAACGACAAGAAAGUGACGGAAUGUAAACAUCCCCCUUACGGAGAUAAUUCUCUGAGGGACGCAUAUAUGCUAUUCUACUGUGAAGUCUCAUUGUAACGUCCGUCACAAUUACAGCGUCAUUGAACCAAAACUGAUCCGGAGAAAACACAAAAACAUAAACAGUCAAUAGUACUAUAUUUAUUUGAAAUCACUGCUACAUCAUAUGUAUUGUAUACCACAAUGUACAUGGGAACUACUACUACUACUACUACUACUACUACCACCACCACCAUCACCACAACUACCUACUACUACUACUACUACAAUACUACUACUACUACUACUACUACUACUACUACUACUACGACUACCUACUACUACUACAAUACAAUACUACUACUACUACUACUACUACUACUACUACUACUACGGAAAAAAAUUGCUCUAGACGCUACGCACUUUUUUAUUUAAACUAGAUUAAUUAAAAUAGAAAUCGCCAUGGCACAUAUCAAACCGUCUUCUAAAUUGCUUAAUCAUGACACAUGAAUAGCAGUGUGAUCAUCAAAGUAAUUUGGUUGCUCGUGUUUUCGGAUACUAUAAUUCUGAUUUGGCAUCAGUCACCUAAUUUAUCGAUUAAAUAAUAAACUUACAAUGAUAAUUACGUAUACGUAUGUACAUUCGAUGCACAUUUAUUGUACUAAUGAUUCAUAUAUAACAUCAAUUUACACAGGAAUUUUCUUUACAAUAUAAAAGAAAUAAUGAAAAUACUAUUACUGGGGAACAAUAUUGAAUAACUAUUAAAAACACCAGAGAUAUUAGGAACUUGAAAGAUAAAUACAUUAGAAUCAUGCACCUUUAAUAUUCCCGUCUAAAUUGGUUGUUCAUAGGAGACGACUAGAAAACUCGAUGCUUGAAAUAUUUUCACAAUUUUCAAAACUUGAUUUGAAAAAUAAACGAAUAAAAAAUAAUAAUAAUAAAACAAUGUUAAUUGCAUUUUCAAAUGAAUUAAAACGUGACAAUCAGAUUAAGAAAAGAAUGCAUAAAAAACAUUUUAAUGAUUUAAACAUUCUAGUUAUUAUUCCGAUGUGAAGACAUCGAAUCAACGUGACGAUUAACCUUCGGCAAAUAUAUGUGAUAAAAUAAUACAUGGAAUAAUAUAUAAUGUUAAUGGUCUUAUGUUUAUGGAUUUUCGUGGACUGUCUUUACUGAUAUCGUAGUAGGUUGUCUCUUCGAACGCGGAUAAUUCAAUAUACAUUAAGACAUUAACCCUGACAACGUCUUUGUGAUCAUGUCGUACAAUAAUGGAAUAUCAUUUAUCGGAUUUUUUAAAUUUAUUUUCAUAGAUCUAUGCAACAAAAUACUAAUAUUCAACGCAUUUGCUUGACUAUACUUAUAUCAUUUUCCUGAUACUUACACUUUUGCAACAGAUCUUAUUAAUCGUAGUAAAACCUGUGAAUUUUCAUAACUUAAUAGUGUAGUUUGAUUUUUGUGAAACAAUUAAAACCUGAAAUCCGAAUUAGGUCUAUGUUGGUGAAUAUUACUAGGGUACAUGAAAGCGACUAUAACUAAAGGUUUCAUACUCACGAAACGAUGAUUUUUGUUCUGUAAAUGCUUAGACCAAUAAAAUAGCAAUACAGUAGUCAUUAUCGUAAAUAUCAUUGUAGAAGAUGCAUGUUUUACAAUUUAAACAAUGUUCACGAGAAGCCCACUUUACGUCGCGAGUUUGUCUUUAAAGGUAUUUUUUUUUUGAAAAUCUAUAUUGGCAUCACUUUCAACAACAUUAUGAGCAUUAAUUGUUUUCAAAGGGACGAUGACAACUGUACAAUAUCAAAUUAUUAUCGGCUCAUCUUCAGGAACUUCCGAGUCUACACAAAAAUUAAGUGUAAGGGAAUUUAGCAUUAACCUUCAUUUAUACACAAUUUAUAGCCAAUGUUUAGAUAUUAUAUUACACAUUAAAAUAAAUACUGAAAAUUUAAUCAAAUUAAAGUGUUAUUUAACCAGA